Messenger RNA from Perca fluviatilis (European perch), 5642 nucleotides. RefSeq names its product SATB homeobox 1a (gene satb1a). Gene Ontology annotation, molecular function: RNA polymerase II cis-regulatory region sequence-specific DNA binding; DNA-binding transcription factor activity, RNA polymerase II-specific. The transcript has 11 exons. Bases 465 to 3215 code for a protein of 916 amino acids. NCBI's taxonomy places the organism in Eukaryota, Metazoa, Chordata, Actinopteri, Perciformes, Percidae. Gene Ontology annotation, biological process: regulation of transcription by RNA polymerase II; chromatin remodeling. The record is from RefSeq and is a predicted model, not a curated record.
GCUUUGAAGUGUAACCAACAACUGCUGUCCCGGAGUCAGUGCUGUAGACUAAUAUGUGAUAGGGAAUGUACUCCAGGAGCUCCGUGUUUUGUUCUCUCCAUAGCUUGCUCCACAUAGGCUACAGCAUGUCCCGGUGCUCUGGAUGGGAGGUCGCUCUGAACUUGCGCUAAGGCCAAUUUAUCGUUACACCGGGAAGGGAAGCGCGAUCGGAGAACUAGGAGGGAUCAGAGGCAAAACUACUUAGACAGUAAACACGGGAUGAUGUCGAUGUUAAACAUACGAUUAGUGUAAGGAAAAUGACGUAUCGACAACCAAGAGACACGGUAUAGCCUAUCGUAACCUGGAGAUCAAUGGAAGCGAGGAUAACAUAUGGAUACAGCCGAUGUCUACAGGAGCGGGCUGUUGAUGUAUGAUGGCAGGUCGGACAUGCACGUUGUGCCGACUGAAACAGUGUGAGACCACAGAUGGAUGCCCUGUGUAAUGGAGCCAAGAAACCUGAGGGCGGUGAUCCCGUUGUAGAUCCCCUGCCGCCUCCUGCCAAGCUGGCUCGACUGGAACAAAACGGAGCGGGACCCUCUGCCCAGGAGAAGAGCUGUCAGGGUAGUCCUGUGGCCAAAAACCCCUGCCUGGCCCAGAAACCCAACACAGUGAGGCCACAGAGCAAGAGCUGGCACAGCAAAGGGAGCCUGCUGCCGGUGUUCUGUGUGGUGGAGCACAAGGAAAGCCCUCAGGAGGGAGAGAGGAGAGAAGAGCAUGCUGAGUUUGUGUUGGUCAAGAGAGAUCUGCUGUUUAACCAGCUGAUAGAGAUGGCCCUGCUGACACUGGGCUACUCACACAGCUCUGCUGCACAGGCUAAAGGUCUGAUUCAGGUGGGCAGGUGGAACCCGGUGCCUCUUUCCUGCGUAACAGAUGCUCCUGAUGCCACCGUUGCUGAUAUGCUGCAGGAUCUUCAUCAUAUUAUCACCCUUAAAAUACAGCUGCACAGCUGUCCCAAAUUAGAGGACCUGCCACCCGAGCAGUGGAGUCACUCCACAGUGAGAAACGCUCUGAAGGAGCUCCUCAAGGACAUGAACCAGAGCUCCCUGGCCAAGGAGUGCCCCCUGUCCCAGAGUAUGAUAUCAUCUAUUGUAAAUAGCACUUACUAUGCAAAUGUCUCAGCUGCCAAGUGUCAUGAGUUUGGGCGAUGGUACAAGCACUUCAAGAAGACCAAAUGCUUCAAGGAGAUUGACAGCUUCCCUGACCAGUCCACACAUAUCACCCUCACUCAGCAGCCAAUAACAAGUAGCCCAUCUGAUCAGAGCUCCACCCUUUUUUUCUCUCAUGGAGAAGUAGCCAACAUAUGUGGCCGUUCCCCCCUCAGCUUGCGCCCUCCCGGGUUGGUUACCCAGCCUCUCAGCUCCCAAAUGGUCAACCAGCAGCUGGUGAUGGCCCAGUUUCUCAACCAGCAGUAUGCUGUUAGCCGCAUGCUAGCUGGCAAGGGUAUCUCACAGUCCCCGCAGCAGUAUCUUAACCACCCGCCUGUAGGCAGGGCUCCUCCUGCCAUGGUCUUCUCCAAAGUCCCUGAUUCCCAAGCCCAGCAGCCGGCACAGUGUGGCCCAGGGGGAGGCCUUGUAGCAGGGCUGCAAACCCAGACAUCGGCUGGGUCCUCUGUGGGGACGACAGAUGUGCCAAGUGACAUCUACCACUGUGUGAGGGAGGAACUGAAGAGGGCAGGCAUCUCCCAAGCCAUCUUUGCCCGGGUGGCCUUUAACAGGACCCAGGGCCUGCUGUCAGAGAUUCUGCGGAAGGAGGAGGACCCUAAACACGCCUCCCAGUCUCUGCUGGUCAACCUGCGGGCCAUGUAUGGCUUCCUGCAGCUGCCCGAGGCUGAGAGGGAGCGCAUCUACCUGGAGGAGAAAGACAGAAGCCUGACUGGCUUCACCCCAAGCUGCAAUAACACGCCACCAAGAUCCACACAGGCGAGACUGUCCCCAGUUACGGGGGACAGAGGCUUGAGGACAGACAGUUGUGUUCUCAAUGUCAGUGCUUCUAUCUACGAGGACAUUCAGCAUGAGAUGAAGAGAGCCAAGGUGUCUCAGGCUCUGUUUGCAAAGGUGGCCGCCUCCAAGAGUCAGGGCUGGCUGUGUGAACUGCUGCGUUGGAAGGAAGAUCCCAACCCAGAGAACCGAACCCUGUGGGAGAAUCUGUGCAUGAUCCGCCGGUUCCUUAGCCUGUCCCAGACUGAACGAGACGCAAUCUAUGAACAGGAGAGCAGCAACACAAUGGCACAGCAGCACUGCACUGACAGGCUUAAGCUGCUCAGCAAUGACAAUACACUGUACCAACGCAACUCUCCGCUGCCACAGCAACACCAUCUUCAACCUCACCAACCCCUGCAGCCUGAGGCAGGACCUCACCUGUCUCCACGGCAACCGUGUGCCGCAUCACCAGCUGAGUCUGAGGCUGGGGGCAACUGGGGGCACAUGAGAGUAUGUCUACAGGGCAGGGGCAGUAGUAAUGGGGAGAGAGGGGAUAUUAAGGACUGGGUUGAGGGGGGACAGGGAGAGAGGAGCAGUUUGGGAGGCGACUGGGUUGGUACUGGUAGAGUGAGGGACAAACAUACAGAAAGAAAGGAGCAGGUGAGGGAUGGACAUGUGGGAGAGGAAGGGAUUAAUGAGAUCAUUGGAGACAGCAAAGAGGAGAAGGAGGAGCUCACUAUGAAGUGGCUCGGCAUGAAGGAUGAGGACCGAGGCGGGGCUGGGGUUUGUUCAAAGGCAGAUAAUCAGGUCCAAGGUGUAGAUGAGGUCCAAUGUGAGGGGUUAAGAGUGUCCCACGAAGCACUGGGAAUCCUGCAGAGCUUCAUUCAGGACGUCGGCCUCGAUCCUGACGAGGAGGCCGUCCACACCCUGUCGGCUCAGCUGGGCCUGCCCAAACACACCAUCCGAGGAUUCUUCAACAGUCAGGACCACGACCGGCAUCAACACGACAGCCGGAGCCCAAAACCGAGUCGAGACAGCCAGCAUGGUUGCACAGACCGAAACCUCUCCCAGAUAGACAUAACUGCAGAGGAACAGGAGGAGGAAGAUGGUGGAAGGACUGAAAUGGAACAAAAGGAGGUGGAUGAGGAGAAGCAGACAGGGAGAAAUGAAGCAAGCGAGAUUACUGUUUUGAAAGAAUCUGAUGUUGGCACUCAAACCAUUACAGCUAUGAAGGAGGAGCAAGAGAGUUACAUCUAACCCAAAUCCAUGCAGUGACGUACGCGUUUCGACUCAGUGUUUUAUAAGUGUGUGUCUUUAAAUGCUUUGGAAAGACUAAAAGCUGAGUUAUUGUAUAUGUUUAUACCACAGUUUAGAAGGAUGCUGGUGGUCAUAUACAGACAGUACACCUGCAUUAGAAAGCUUAGAAAGCUGUCCUGAUUUGAGCAUCUCUGCUGCACUUGAAACAGAAAAUAACUGACUAUAUGUGCAGAUACUGUUUGAACACAUUGUGUCUGUGUAGAUAUAUGUGUCUGGAUGAAUGGGACCCAAUACAAAGAGCCUCAGAUUACAUAUCACUGUUAAAAAAAUGAAAAAUUGUAGUUUGUUGACUGAUCUAAAGUUUAAGAAAUGUUAAUGCCAGAAAUGCCUUGUAGAAUGUGGCACUGCCAAUCAUUUCUUUUUUUUUAAUAAUCUAUAUCUCCAUUGUUUUUGUUUUUCUAUGUUUUUUUAAUAGUGCUUUCUGUUUUGGAUCAGAUUUUGUAAGCAGUUUAAAAAAAAAAAAAAAUCUCAGUGUUAUAUCUUACAUUUUCUUGUUCAAGUCUACUGUCACAUUAUAUGUAAUACCAAGUUUGCUGACUCUGUUUUAAAAGAAAUUAUAGUUGAAUUUGUAAAUGAUAUAUAUCAUUGGGAAUUAACCCUUUCAUACAUUUAAAAACAUUUUUUUAUUGCAGUGUGUAAUAAAUCAAUAGAUGAAACAAUGAAUUAGUUACCAAACUGAUAUAUGGACAUGUGAAAUCUUUACUGCAAAUGAGUCCAUGUUUGUUCCUAUUUCUCACCGUUAAUCAUAAAGUUUUGUUGAGAUCUAAUUUGCUCCUGAACACAUCAUAAUUUACAUACAGUGUUUCUAUUGAUGCAUGAAUCUAUACAUCUCUCUCCGCAAAAUAGCUAUGUUAUUUUGGGGAGUGUUAUGUUUACACAUCGUGUGGUUGUUGUAUUGUACUGAUUUACAUACUCUAGCAGAGACAUGGAGCAUGCUGGAGAGCACAAUGUUUAAUGUUUCUUCAUGAAAGAAAGAUUGUGGACCGGAAAUAUAAGACUGAAGCUGUGCAGUGUGUACAUACAAUGUUGAAAUUAAAUGAUAGCACUUUCAUUUGUAAAAAAAAAAAAAAGAAAAAACUUAAAAAUCGUAUUCAUAAUUGUACUGUAUGUUCAUUACUUCAGUCUGUUGUGAACAUCUGAUCUUACAGUUGAAAAAACUGAGUGAGAUUAAUAAAAAGGUAUGUACUUUGAGAGUCCAGAAGCAUGGACAAUAACUUUUUAUUUAAAAUAAUUCCAUUUCAUUCAAUUUGUAUAUAUUAACAUUCAAAUAGAAAGUGGAAACCUUUCUCACCAAUACAAACAGUGACAUAUGAUGUUUCUCACCAGGAAAUUCAGGUUUGUGAUAGAAUCCGCAGGAACACACUGAAGCUGAGAUAGCUGGGAGGGCAUUAUGUUGUUUUUGUUUUCUGACUUUUAAAAAGAUGGUUGUUUUCCUCCUACGUAGCAAAAUAUCAGCAGAUGGCAUUUGCACUUUGACAAUAAUCACUUGGAAUGUGUUAGCGAUGUAUAGAAUUGUAUUUGGGGACAGUCUAUAUGAGAUUUAUCAUGCUAGAAAGACUAUUUGAAACAAGUAAAUAAGAGAUGAAGCUCAUUUAUCAGACUGCUAUUUCAAGACAAGCAGAGGGCUGCUGUUGCCUAUUAAAGCUUAAAUCGAUGGUUCUUAUGUCCACUGUCUGUACUGGAGUUAUAGAGUUAGUACUGAUGUUUUCCUCUUAUAUAACUAGGCUCUCUUUGUUUGUGAAUUGCUGUCAUUGUUUCCAGCCAUCAGACAACAUUCUCUGUGUUUAUCACUGGGGCUCUCUGUACCAGUGGAUCUGUGUCUCUGUCUGCACAAUCGCAUGCCCCUCAGUGCUGUUUUCUAUCUUCUGUCUCUUUUUAUUCCUCUUUUACUUUAUCUGUCUCAACUACUAAUUCUAUUCAUGUUUCUGUCUCCCUCUCUGCCCCUGACUCUCAUCCGUCUCUCCUCAGGACUCUUCACAUUGCUGCUCCCCCACUAUACUCAGACAGUGCAACAUUCAAGCCCCAUUUGGUCAGAAUAGCUUCACAGAGUAAUUCAAUAAAGCCAUGAUCUUUUUCUGUCAUCUGUUUCCAUGACGAUACCUAAGUCAGGGCCAACAAGAGGCCAUGAAAGCCUUAUCAUCAGCAAUAUUAGCUAUAAUAAUGAUGAUAAUGGCGCUUUUGAAAUGCCAUGCCUGUGAUGAUGAUGGUAAUGGCAAUGAUGGUCAUUAUGCUUUGUUGUAACCUCCAUCCCUCCCCGCACUACACACACACACACACACACACACACACACACACACACACACACACACACCAUUAUCAAUGCACACAUUUGACUCACUGAUGCUAUUUAAUGUCACCUAUAUAUUU